Molecule: messenger RNA, 1578 nt
Organism: Trichosporon asahii var. asahii CBS 2479
Lineage: Eukaryota; Fungi; Basidiomycota; Tremellomycetes; Trichosporonales; Trichosporonaceae
Exons: 7
Coding region: 1-1578 (525 amino acids)
Source: RefSeq, a predicted model, not a curated record
AUGGCGGCCACCUCAAAGAACUCGUUCCUUGACAACCUCUCGCCGAAGGGGCAGCUCACCGCCCACCAGGCGCUGAAGACCGCUCAGGCCACCUCCUUCAUUCUUCCUCCCGCCUACCUCAUCUACAGCAUUGGCAAGGGCCAGGGCCUCUACGUCCGCAAGUGGAUGGGAUUCAGCAUUGCCAGCGUCCUCGCCGGAGCGGCCAUUGGUGUCGGAAUUGGUUACGCGCGCACCAGCCAAGAGUCGGACAUCGAGGCUGCGGCUCAGGUUACCUCGCUCGUACGUAUUGACCAGCUGCACUCGCAUUCUCGAGCUGACGAACAGAGGCACAACAAGAGUGAGAUCGAGAAGGAUGACUGGUCUAUCAUCGGCGCCUUUGUUGGUGGUGUUGCUACCCCGGCUAUUUUCCUUCGAAGGGCACCCCUCCCGCUCCUCGUCCUCGGCGGUGCCAGCAUCGGACUCGGCGUCGGAGCUGCCUCUCACGUCAUCAGGGACUACUCCGAGAGGAACACUAAAGGCAAAGCACAGAGACUCGAUUCUAAUCUUACAGUUAACUCGACAAACUCGAGACAUUCUGUGCCCGCCGGAGGAGAAGCCCCUCGGAUCAAUCGUAUCACUUCCCUUCGCCGCCCGCCUCGCCGCGUCGCUCCCACUGACAUCACCCUCGCCAGUCACCAACAGUUGCCACCUCAUCUCACUUCCUUUUCCUUACUCACCUCAGUCGUCCUCAUCUGGCCCUUACCAAGGUUGGCACCCGUGUCACAACCAAUGCCAACCGCAUUGCGGAGGCGUUCCCGUACCACUUCCCCCAGGAUUCCCUUCAGCUCCGCAGACGAUGCCCGGGGCUUGGGUACCUGUCGCGGCGCCGGCCAAGCCAAACGAGGCGCUGCUGAGACGGAUCUUCACUUCUCCGAGAUUGCGACGAACGAUGCAGACACGGAGCCCGACUCGACGCAGCUGGAGCUCAUCGAGACCUGGCUCGCAGACAAGGACUACGAGAAGGAGAUCAUCGGUGUUCUGAAGGAGCGUCUCGACAGCGGGUGGCCGUUCAACUACAAGGCUCUGCUCGUGUGCAAGAAGCUGAAGGACGCGCAAGCGAUCGACUUUAUCGACAAGGUCACGCCUCUGACCAAGAUGGGGAACACGACGCAGGGUGCGACCCAUGUGCGGAAGGAGGCGAAGCCUCUGCUCGACCGCGCGACCAAGGCCAAAAACGCAAAGGAGGCGGAGGAGGCGAAGAAGCGCCAGGAUGCCAUCAUGACCAUGUGGGGCGGGCUGUGGCACGACCAGCCUCAACAGCGUCCAACGACGCUCACGUUCCCGGUCAACGCCCUGCCGCCGGGCUGGACCUGGCCCUACUCGUCCAAUCCGCCGGGAUACAUGCCGGCACCGUCGCCGUGGGUCGGGAAGGGGCCGGACGGGUGGACCGGGGCCAAAGUCGCCGCAAACGAACAGAACAUUCCCUUCUCCAGAACGCUGUUCACCGCCAUGAAACCGGACAAACCUCCCGAUAGCAACGACGGCGUCAUCCUCAAGACAGAUGGCAAAGGGAAACAGGCGUAUCCGGAGGGGGUAUAA